AUGCAACAUCCUUUUAUGGACGUUCCCACUGCUAGAGGAAAAUUGAAAAUGCGCAUGGAAAAUCAAAUGGUACGUAAAAGAGAAAGGGAAUUUCAGCACGAUCAAAUGUGGAACAACGCGACCAAAUAUUACGAACAUUGGCAGCAAACCAACACGAAAUUGGACGGCUGGACUUCCCCACGUUACUAUCAAGAUAACAACAAGCUUAUGGAAGACAUCAAGAAGAAACGAGAAAAAGAAGAGCAGUUGGAAAAGAGAAGAGAAAAACUGAGACGGUUAUACGAGGAAGACCGUAAAACUUACGAUAUUGAAUUGAUGAUUAAUAAGACAAAACCGAAAACACCUUUUAGCAAAGUUGAUUCGAUACCUACAGAAGUUUUGAAAGAAGUUAAUAGUGAGCUUAAAUUAAGAGAGCAAGAUCGCAAAAGACAUGAAGCAGAGCUGCAGUUAUACCAUCAGUGGAGAAAAAAUAAUCCAAUUAUCAGACAAUAUGAGAGCAAGUAUCGACAUAGAGACUUAAAAUUGAGUUGGUUAGACCAGCAGAUCGAGAAACGAAUGCAGAAAGAACGUGAAGAAGAAGAGAUGAAGCAGUUGCUGAAGGAGAAAGAAGAAAAAUUCAGGAAACAUGAGGAAGAAGAACAGAAUUUCGAGAAAUUUGUACAGGAAAGGAAACAAAGAUUAAAGGAAUGUUUGGAACUGCAGAUGAAAGAGUUGCAUGAAAAGGAAGAGGCAUAUAAAGAGCUGAAGGUGGAGGAAAUUGAAGAAAACAAACAACAACUUGUCUUAGCUAAUUUAGAGGAAGAGUAUAAGAAAGAAGAAAGAAGGAGAGCAACUAUUGAAUGUGCCUUAUACAACAUUAAACAACAUAAGAUGAAAUUGAAGCAGAAAGCUCAUGAGAUUCAAGAAAGUCUAGCAAAUGAAGUAAUGUUGAUAAAUAGACUGAAACAGUUGGAAUUGCAAGAUAUGUUAGAUAGUGAAACAAAGAGAAUGGAAGUCCGAGAAAGUUUUGAUAAAUAUUUUGCAAUGACUAAGGAACAUCAAGACUUGGAGAGGAGGACCGAGGAGCAUCUAAAGUUUCUUUUUGAUUCUGAGGCUAAAGCAGUUUAUGAAAAACAGCAGGAAGUUUGGAAGAUGGAGGAAAUGCUGCGAGCAAAUUUAUUCAAGAAAGUUAUGGACACAUUAAAGUCACAAAUUGAAGAAAAAGUAGCUAGAAAUAAGGAGAGGCAAAAACAGAUAGAAAAGGAUAAAAUUGAAAUGAUGAGGAAAAUUCAGGAGUACAAUCAAGAAGUGGAUAAGUUGGCUAAGGAAGAAGAAGCGAAAAAGCAUACUGCCAAGGAAAUGAUAGAUGAUGAUUUAAGGCUAAAAACUUUGACUAAGAAGCACCAGGAGAAUGUCAGGCUAAAAGAAAUCAAUGAACAGCUUGAUAGAAUUAAAAAGGAAGAAGAAAGGUUGCAAGAAGAAAUAUUGAAGAUGCAGAGAAAGUAUGGACCAGUUAAACCACCAAGGAGUAGACUAUUUUUUUGA
Messenger RNA from Acanthoscelides obtectus, 1524 nucleotides. Lineage: Eukaryota; Metazoa; Arthropoda; Insecta; Coleoptera; Chrysomelidae. The record is from the annotation of a GenBank genome assembly.